This is a messenger RNA of Zasmidium cellare ATCC 36951, 1536 nucleotides long. RefSeq lists its product as uncharacterized. Gene Ontology annotation, cellular component: membrane. The coding region runs from base 1 to 1536 and encodes 511 amino acids. Gene Ontology annotation, molecular function: transmembrane transporter activity. The record is from RefSeq and is a predicted model, not a curated record. Gene Ontology annotation, biological process: transmembrane transport. The transcript has 4 exons. NCBI's taxonomy places the organism in Eukaryota, Fungi, Ascomycota, Dothideomycetes, Mycosphaerellales, Mycosphaerellaceae.
AUGACAGGCCACGAUUCAAUCGACAAGAGCCAUGAACCGACCAAGGGAUCUGAGCUCACUCUCGAGCCCGUCAUGUCAGCGGUCAAACCUGGAGAGACAGAAGAGCUUCGAGAAGGGUUCAAUGUCUGGUCGUUGGGGGCUCUCUUGGUCUGCCUCAUGGCAACAUGGGAGGCCCUGGCUACGGUUGUCACAUCUGCUUUGACGAAUGGCGGGCCUCCUUGCCUCUUCUACAACUAUAUAAUUUCGUUCCUGGGGACAUUGGCAUUGGCCGCUUCGAUGGCAGAGAUCGCUAGUAUAUACCCGACCGCAGGAGGACAGUACCACUGGGUCGCCGCUUUCGCACCUCACAACAUCCGCCCCUUCGCAUCAUGGAUCACAGGCUGGAUCUCCAUAGGCGGACAACUCGCUUUAACUGCAUCAGCCGCCUUGUCAUCCGGGCUCCUAUUCCAAGCCCUGCUCAUCCUCAACAACCCAAGCUACGUCCCGCAGCGAUGGCACGGCGUCAUGUUCUACUGGAUGGUGCUCGCAUACUCCUUGGUCAUCAACGUGUACGGGUCGAGGAUUCUGGCAAACACCAACGUUGCUGCUGGCAUCCUUCACGUCGUGGGCUUCGUCAUUAUCGUGGUCAUACUUGGAGUUAUGACGAAGGACAAGAACACUUCGGAGUAUGUCUUUACAGACUUCUCCAACACCAGCGGAUGGAGUUCGAACGGCAUCUCCUGGCUCGUCGGCCUGCUAUCGACAGUCUACCCUUUCCUAGGCUACGACGCCGCCGCCCACAUGUCCGAAGAACUCCCCCGCCCCUCCAAAUACGUCCCCAUCGCCAUGCUCGGCUCCAUCCUGAUCAACGGCCUCAUGGGCUUCAUCUUCUGCAUCGUCUUCCUCUACUGCCUCGGCGACCUCGACGUGCUCCUGCAGACCGCCACGGGCUUCCCCUUCGUCCAGCUCUACUACAACGUCACGCAAAACCAAGUCGCCGCGACAAUCAUGACCCUCUUUCACGCCCUCACCGCCCUCGCCGCCAACUCCGCCGGCCUGACGUCCACCAGCCGCACGGCGUGGGCGUUUGCGCGGGAUCGCGCGUUUCCGUUUAGUGGAUAUUAUAGCCAUCUCGGGCAUAAGAGCCAGAUUCCCGUGAGGAUGUGUGUUCUGCUCACGGUUCUGCAGUUUCUGCUCGGGUUGAUCUAUAUUGGGAAUACGACGGCUUUCAACGCCAUCCUGUCCAUGUCGAUUCUGGGCAUGUAUGCUUCUUACGUGCUGCCAAUUGGGUUUAUGCUGUGGUAUGGACGGAGGUCGGGAGCGGGUCCUGCGAAGGGGUGGUUUUCGCUUGGGAGAUGGGGCUCGACGAUCAACACCAUCGCACUCCUGUGGGGGGCCCUUGCUAUGCUCUUCAGCAUGUUCCCUAGCUAUAAGCCCGUGACCCCGGAGAAUAUGAAUUAUUCGUCUCUCGUGCUUGGGGGCUGGGUGAUUGGAGGUAGUGUCUAUUAUGUGUUUUGUCAGCGAAGGGUGUUCGAAGGGCCCGUGAUGCUCCUUUAG